UUCUGGUCCAGCUCACUGUUUAUACACGCAUCUCGUGUACAACACUUAAGGAAACAUCUUCAUUUGCAAAAGGUGUAUUCGGCUCUUCCAGAAGGAAACAGUAAGUGAAGCUGGUUUUGAUUUACUGUUGUUUUACAAACGGUGGAGGGUAGGUAGGGCUGUGCUGCCCCUCCUGCACCUACCCUACCAUCCCCGGGCUGUCUUCUCAGCGGGCAGUGUUCCGUGCUGAGCCGCACCACGCAUGCGACAGUCCUUUUUUAGGAGCCGCAGCAUACCGUGUCAAAUGUAUUCUCUCAUUAAGGCACGCAGGUGUUCAGAGUUUGAGUGGCGAGCCGAUCCGUUUUCAGCACCGUUUCCGAGGAAGCCCAGAAGAUGGCAGAGAAGCGGCGUCCCUCGCCGCGCUUCCCUUUCCUUUCAGUUUGCAGUAUUGCCAUCGCGCAGUUCCUGCUCUCGGAAGAAAUGUGCAAGGCCAGCAACAGCACUUAAGACCAUAUGGAGUAAAGCAAGAGGCGAUUUAUUUGCGCAUGCAAGGUUCCGAGACGGAAACUGUGUUCCACCUGUCUCCUGCUGGGCUGGGCAGCACCUUGAACUCGGGCGAAUGGGGUGCAAGCCCCGGCAGGCUUUUCUUUCCUCCUCUGCCCAAAAGCAAUUCCCAACGCAGCUCCUUGUCAGCAUUUUCUGGACGGGUUUCUCAGGAAAGUAGUAUCUACACUGUCACGGUUUUUUUUUUUCCCCAGUAACCUUUCACCUGGCCUUCGGCAGCCUGUAACUACAGCUGCAGGUGGGGGAGCAGCAUCCGAAGACAAGUUUUAGGGCAGCAGAUCCUCAGCGAGAGAAGGGAGACCGAUCCCGCGCGGCGCUGCCGGAGGAGGCGCGGCGGCAGGGAACCCCUGUGCGGCAGAGCCCCGGAGGAGCCACCGGGUGCAGCCCGGGCACGGGGGACGGCUCCUUCGUGCGUCACGAGGCACCAAAGAACUCGGCACGGGGUUACGAUUGUAACACACGGCGUUGUUUUCUCAUAACUUGUAUAACCCUUCCUUCCCUGAGGACAGGUCAUUUCACUCCACAAACGCGCGCUAACGCCGCCUCUCCCCGCGAGCACCGCGCUGAGCUUUUCCGGCACACCCACGCCCCACCGGCCCGGCGGCACGCAGCGCGCUGACCGUCCCGCCCCGCCGCCAAUAGCGGCUCUGCAUGCAAAUAUCGCCGUGCUGCAGGGCGAUGAUUGGCAGCGCCGCAUGCGUGGGCGCCGCCGGCGGAGCACGGCCGUGAGGGAGACGGCGGCCGGAAUGGUCGUGCUGCGCGGCCUGCGGCGGCGCUGGGAGGCCUACAAGUACCGCUUCGUGCCCUGGCUGGCCUUCAACGUCCGCCGCCAGCGCAGGACACUUCGGUACGUUCCUGAAGGCUCCCAGGACAAAAUCAUCUCCGACGAAGAUGUCUUUGAAACGCUGCUGAAAUUAUUUACAGCGCUGUUCGUAAAUGACUUCAGCAGGCAGGCGCCUGCCCUGGCCCUGCUCCCGGAGGUUGAGCAUAGGUACUCGCAGUUACGGAGCGCAGAGCUGGAGCAGGCGGCAGGGAGUUCGCGGAACCGGCAGAGCCAGCAGGUGCUUAGCCCGGACGAGGUCCUGUUCCGCACGCUGGGGUUCAGCGUCACUCGAGACCGGAGUUCCCUGCUUUCUGCUGGGACCGGAGUCUUUGUUAGCAAAGGCUUUGUGCCGAAAGGGACGGUUGUGUCCAUGUAUCCUGGUACAGUGUACAGAAAGCACGAGCCCAUCUUUUUCCAGUCGCUUUGCAAUCCAUUUAUUUUUAGGUGCAUAGAUGGUAUUCUUAUUGAUGGGAACGAUAAAGGACUGUCAAGAUCGGUGUACAGGUCUUGCAGCUGGAGGGAUCAGCUUGGCCCCUUUCAGAUGAGUGAUGUGAGCUGGCUCACGGCUGCUCCACAAAACCCACUGGCGGUGGGACAGUAUGUGAACAACUGCUCCUAUGAAAAAGCAGCCAAUGUAUGUUAUCAGGAGUUUGAUGUGCCAAGACAUUUUCCUGUAGAACUGAAACAGUAUCUUCCAAAUGUCGUCUACAGCCACGAGAUAGAGAGUCACCUGAGGUGUGUAGUGCUUGUCACUCUCAGAGACAUCAAGCGAGGAGAAGAACUUUUUUCUAAUUACUACACUAUUGUCAAUUGAAUUCAUAAAUUUGGAACUGUCAAUAAAAUACUGUUUGUGUACAUCAA
Molecule: messenger RNA, 2227 nt
Organism: Numida meleagris (helmeted guineafowl)
Lineage: Eukaryota; Metazoa; Chordata; Aves; Galliformes; Numididae
Gene: SETD9
Product: SET domain containing 9
Exons: 6
Coding region: 1239-2180 (313 amino acids)
Molecular function (GO): protein binding
Source: RefSeq, a predicted model, not a curated record